CUCGAUAAGCUAUAAUUACAUUUAUAAUAUUAUUAAUAAAUAAGGAAGACAAUUUGAAAACAAACGAAUCAUGAAAUAAUGUCUUUUGAAAAUUCCGGCCCCAUAUGUUUAAUAGAAUUGAAAAUUUUCGAUAAUUUACCAGGAAAACAACAUCACGAAAGAAACUAAUUUGAUAGAUGUUUGUCUUAAUUAGCUGAAUAAGGUUCAAGGUUCCCCAUAGCAAAUGUUACAGCACAUACGCGGCUACGGGUACACGUACGACUAACCAUAAUUUCAUUCCAUUCUUCUAUUGAUAUAAAUAUUCCUUUUCGUUAGACCGUGAUCUACGUUAUAUUGUGGCGCUACUGUGCCCAAAUAAUAUACCGGCUGUUUUCUCAUUGUUUUUCUAACCUCACAAUUUUAUAUUUUUUUUUUUCUCCUAUUCAAAGUAAUAAACACGGAUGAAGUUCUAUUAAGACGAAUUAAGAUCUUUAUGUGCUUUGAUAUGUACAUUGAAUUCGCAACAUUUCAAUAAUGAAUAAUAAAAGACCAAGUCCUAAUGACCAAAAUACUUUAUCAUCCAAACCAGUAAAAGCUAAUGAUGAAUAUCCUGGAAAUGCAGGACCAUCGACAAAGAAAAUUAAUGUACGGUCUAAUGCUCUUCUUGUCAGCCCAAAACAAAAAGGAAAUCCCUUGUUGAAAUUUAUAAUCAAUAUACCUUGGGAAUAUUCUGAUAUUGUACCAGAUUAUGUGAUGGGACAGACUACGUGUGCUCUUUUUUUAUCUAUAAGGUAUCAUCAAUUGAAUCCAGAUUACAUUCAUGACCGUCUUAAGUCAUUAGGCAAUGCAUAUAAUCUUCGAGUCCUCUUGGUUCAGGUAGAUGUUGCGGAUCCACAUCACGCCUUGAAACAUUUGACACGAAUAUGUAUCCUUGCUGAUUUAACGCUAAUGUUAGCUUGGAAUGCGGAGGAUGCAGGAAAAAUUAUAGAAACUUAUAAAAUUUAUGAAAACAAACCACCUGAUAUGAUAAUGGACCGCAGUGGAACUGCUCCCUAUCAAAAAUUGGCUAAUGCAUUUACCACAAUUAGGUCUGUUAACAAAACGGAUGCGACAACACUUUUAUCAACGUUUGGCACAUUGAAAGAUAUAGUAAAUGCGUCGACUAAUACUUUAACUUUGUGUCCUGGGUUCAGUUUUUUAAAAGCAGAAAGACUACAUAAAGUAUUGCACGAGCCUUUUUUAAAAAAUAAUUAUAAUAAAGUUUAGUAUAUAUUUAUUAAGUAAAUUUUUUACUAUUGUUAA
Polistes dominula (European paper wasp) is the source of this 1281-nucleotide messenger RNA. It is a transcript of the gene Ercc1, whose product is annotated as DNA excision repair protein Ercc1. Gene Ontology annotation, molecular function: single-stranded DNA binding; damaged DNA binding. Gene Ontology annotation, cellular component: nucleotide-excision repair factor 1 complex; ERCC4-ERCC1 complex; nucleus. NCBI's taxonomy places the organism in Eukaryota, Metazoa, Arthropoda, Insecta, Hymenoptera, Vespidae. The record is from RefSeq and is a predicted model, not a curated record. Gene Ontology annotation, biological process: mitotic recombination; UV-damage excision repair.